AAGGGAAAAGAAAAAGGAACAUCUACCAUUUCGUUUUGGCCAAUGAAACCAUUUUUGAAGCUCUGAACUUUGAGCCCUUCUGCGAGUUCUGAAUCCAACACUUCAAGCUUUCUCUGCGAGAUAUCCCAUUCGACAGAAAUGGGCAUUCCUCCGGUCAGGGCACCACGUAUUACAAAGUAUCUAAAGCCUUAUGUUCUGAAAAUGCACUUUACAAACAAAUACGUAACUGCACAAGUAAUCCACACACCAACGGCCACAGUAGCUUCUUCUGCAAGCUCCCAGGAAAAGGCCUUGAGAGAAAGCAUGGAGAUACGCCGGGAUGUUGCUGCUGCUGGAAAGAUAGGGAAGAUAUUGGGGGAGCGCCUGCUGCUCAAGAACAUCCCUGCUGUAUCCGUCCAGUUGAAGAGAGAACAGAAAUAUCAUGGUAAGGUUAAAGCUGUCGUUGACAGUGUGGUGGAAGCAGGUGUCAAACUCCUCUGAUUUCGACCGCGAGACAACGAUGACCAAUUACUCGGGUUCGGGUAUGAAUUCAGUUGAAGUUUUUCU
Prunus dulcis (almond) is the source of this 546-nucleotide messenger RNA. RefSeq names its product 50S ribosomal protein L18-like. Gene Ontology annotation, biological process: translation. The record is from RefSeq and is a predicted model, not a curated record. Lineage: Eukaryota; Viridiplantae; Streptophyta; Magnoliopsida; Rosales; Rosaceae. The transcript has 2 exons. Gene Ontology annotation, molecular function: structural constituent of ribosome; 5S rRNA binding. Gene Ontology annotation, cellular component: ribosome. Bases 139 to 480 code for a protein of 113 amino acids.